CUUCAGUUGUUUGUCGUGCUUCGACUCCAACAGAACAACCAAGUGUAGUUGAUUACCACAGAUCCCAGCAAGCGUAAAAUGGAUUUAUACUACAGACUCGGAUCUGCUCCCUGCCGCUCUGUUCUGAUGACAGCUAAGGCGUUGGGCGUGGAGUUCGAUAAGAAAACCACUAUUAACACCCGAGCUGGGGAGCAAUUCAAUCCGGAGUAUCUGAAGAUCAAUCCGCAGCACACGAUCCCCACGCUGCAUGACAAUGGAUUUGCUCUGUGGGAGUCGCGGGCAAUUAUGGUUUAUCUGGUGGAGAAGUACGGCAAGGACGACAAGCUCUUCCCCAAGGAUCCGCAAAAGCAGGCUUUGAUCAACCAGCGCUUGUACUUCGAUAUGGGCACGCUGUACAAGAGCUUCUCCGAGUACUAUUAUCCGCAGAUCUUCCUAAAGAAGCCCGCCAAUGAGGAGAACUACAAGAAGAUCGAGGUGGCCUUCGAGUUCCUAAACACUUUCCUGGAGGGGCAGACCUAUAGCGCCGGAGAGGAUUAUAGCUUAGCGGAUAUUGCCUUCCUGGCCAGCGUUUCCACUUUUGAUGUGGCUGGCUUCGAUUUCAAGCGGUAUGCCAAUGUGGCACGGUGGUACGAACAGGCCAAGAAACUGACACCCGGUUGGGAAGAAAACUGGGCUGGUUGCCUGGAGUUCCGAAAAUACUUCGAUACUAAGCCGAAAAGCUUUUUUCAGUUGCUUGCCGCGCUUCGACUUCAUCAGAACACCCGGGUGUAUUUAAUUACCACGUUCAGUGAGUGCCAUCAACGAGAAAAGAUGGAUUUCUACUACAGACCCGGAUCUGCUUCCUGCCGCUCUGUUCUGAUGACAGCCAAGGCACUGGGUGUGGAGUUCGAUAAGAAGAUCAUCAUCAACACCCGAGCCGGGGAGCAAUUCAAGCCGGAGUUCCUGAAGAUCAAUCCGCAGCACACGGUCCCCACGCUGCAUGACAAUGGAUUUGCUCUGUGGGAGUCGCGGGCAAUUAUGGUUUAUCUGGUGGAGAAGUACGGCAAGGACGACAAGCUCUUCCCCAAGGAUCCGCAAAAGCAGGCUUUGAUCAACCAGCGCUUGUACUUCGAUAUGGGCACGCUGUACAAGAGCUUCUCCGAGUACUAUUAUCCGCAGAUCUUCCUAAAGAAGCCCGCCAAUGAGGAGAACUACAAGAAGAUCGAGGUGGCCUUUGGAUUCCUAAACACUUUCCUGGAGGGACAGACCUACGGCGCCGGAGAGGAUUAUAGCUUGGCUGAUAUUUCCUUUCUGUCCAGUGUUUCUACUUUUGAUGUGGCUGGUUUUGAUUUCAAGCGGUACGCCAAUGUGGUACGUUGGUACGAACAGGCCAAGAAACUGACACCCGGUUGGGAAGACAACUGGGCUGGUUGCCAGGAGUUCCGCAAAUACUUUGAUAACUGAAUAUUUAUGUAAGUCUUGGCACGUUGCGUUACUGAUAAAUACUGAUAAAGCACUUAUUAAAAUAUUUUUUUAAAUAUU
Messenger RNA from Drosophila erecta, 1521 nucleotides. RefSeq lists its product as uncharacterized. Gene Ontology annotation, biological process: glutathione metabolic process. The transcript is spliced from 5 exons. The record is from RefSeq and is a predicted model, not a curated record. Bases 79 to 1443 code for a protein of 454 amino acids. Lineage: Eukaryota; Metazoa; Arthropoda; Insecta; Diptera; Drosophilidae. Gene Ontology annotation, molecular function: glutathione transferase activity.